Molecule: messenger RNA, 3349 nt
Organism: Rhea pennata
Lineage: Eukaryota; Metazoa; Chordata; Aves; Rheiformes; Rheidae
Gene: DKK2
Product: dickkopf WNT signaling pathway inhibitor 2
Exons: 4
Coding region: 1-810 (269 amino acids)
Biological process (GO): negative regulation of canonical Wnt signaling pathway; multicellular organism development
Cellular component (GO): extracellular region
Molecular function (GO): co-receptor binding; receptor antagonist activity
Source: RefSeq, a predicted model, not a curated record
AUGAUCGUGCUGAUGUGGAAUAAGUGCUCCUGCUGUCUCCUCUUACUAGCCGCGGUCCUGAUCGUGGAGAGCUCCCAGCUAGACAGCUCCAGCUCCAAGGUGAACUCCAUCAAGUCCACCCUGAUGGGGGAGGCUCCAACUCAGGCAACCAACAGAUCUGCAGCCAUCCACCAGGGACUAACGCUUGUUAGCAGUAAGAAGGGCAAAAUGCUAGAACAGAUGGGAAAACCUCCAAAGCACUAUCACCGGCAAGGAGAGGCCUAUCCUUGCACCAACGACAAAGAGUGUGAAGUUGGGCGAUACUGUCACAGUCCUCAUCAAGCAGCAUCUGCGUGCAUGAUAUGCAGGAGGAAGAAGAAGCGGUGCCACAGAGAUGGCAUGUGCUGCCCUGGGAGUCGCUGCAACAACGGUAUUUGCAUACCGGUAACUGAAAGCAUCCUUACGCCUCACAUCCCUGCUCUAGAAGGGCCACGCAACAAGAAGAAUGGUCAUUACAGCAGCAAGGAUUUGGGAUGGCAAAAUUUAGGGAGGCCACAGUCCAAGCUGCCGCACAUAAAAGGACAUGAAGGAGACCCCUGCCUACGGUCAUCAGAUUGUAUUGAGGGACACUGCUGUGCUCGCCAUUUCUGGACCAAAAUUUGCAAGCCUGUAUUGCAUCAGGGAGAGGUAUGCACCAAACAGCGCAAGAAAGGCUCCCAUGGACUGGAGAUUUUCCAACGAUGUGACUGUGCUAAAGGGCUGUCUUGCAAAGUAUGGAAGGAUGCAACCUCCUCUUCUAAAUCAAGACUUCACGUGUGUCAAAAAAUCUGAAUGAGGAUUGGGAAGAUGUUAUUAAGCGACUGUGGUUUUAUGUGUUUAAGGCAUUACAGCAUGGUGGGAAACGAGGACUGCAAAUUAAAACAAUGCUAAAGUAACAAUUAGGUAGGAGUAGAAGUCACAACAAAUGCAUUUCCUUUUGAGCCUGUGGUAAACACAAGUGCAGCUGAAGUUUUCCCAUUAUGUAGCUCUUCUGUAAAUAAUGUCAGCAGUUUGUGGGAAAUGCUAGUAUGCAAACAGGUACCAUGGAAAUUGGUGCCACUCACCUUGCCAUAUUGUCCCAUGAUGUUUCAGGGGUUUAGCGUUAGGGCUACAGUGGGUUUCCAGCAUGGUAAUGACUGCACAAUAAAUUGUAUACAUUGCUAUGUUGUACUCCCAAAUGAAACAGUGCUUGCCAGGAAGACUUGUCUGUCAACACAUUAUUGGUUACUAAAAUAUUACACGUUUCAGGUGUGAGAGAUGGAAAUAAAGCUACUGUGAAUGUCCACACACCCUUGUUAUUCAGGGCUGACGCUUCAGUAAGAGAACAUUCCUGCAGGACAAGAGUGCUAAAUUUUGCAGGCCCUCAUGGAAGAGGUGAAAAGUUGCCAUCUCCUGAUUUCAAGAGAGCAGUUUCUCUAAUCAAUCAGAAGCAUUUAAACAGGGUUUUGUCUCCUAUAUAUAUAUGGGUAAACUGAAAUGCUUUAUGUAGUUCAAUGUCAUAGUAUGACACUUACUUAAUCGCUUGUAUUUGUCUUGGUUUACUGCUAGCAUACAUUGGCUUGAACAGAUGAAGCAAAUACAUGCAUGCUGAAUCCAGAAUUAUAUACAGGCUCAUUAGUCCUAAAUAUACUUUCUUUGUCAAAACAUACUUGCAUUAUAGAUAUUUCCAAAAGAGAGAGUGGAGUGCUGAAGAAGUACUUGAAGAGCUAUAAAGUGGUACCACCGUUGCUCUUAUAACAGGUGAUGUAGGCACCCGUUGGGGGGCUUAGACUGUAUUGCUACGAACGCAAAAGUUUUACCUUCUAAUAGUAGCCAUGGGCUAGCAUUCGUUGACAGUGCUAAAUAUGAUUGCACUUCACAGAAGCAUAAAUGGAUUUGUCCUGUACAGGAAGCAAAGAAAGAGGCGUUGGCUCUUGUGAGCACCACCUCUCCUGCAGAAAUGUGUGCAAGAAGGUGGUGCAACCACAAACAACGUGGUGUAAACAUCCUGUGAUGUCGCAGUGUACCAGCCUCCCGCAUGUAUUCAGCCUGAACUUGAUCUCUUCUCAGACUGGGCAAUUCUGCCAGGAAUUAUGGAGUUACAGUGACUGCGAAACAGCUAACGAAUCUACAUCAUUCAUGUACUGAUUUAAGAAAAAAAAAAGAAAAAAGAGAAAAAGGGACAGUUUCCAUCCUUUGACUUCUCACACAGGUCUUUCUUUUAUAAUUUUUUUCACUUUACAUAUUUGCAAAUAUUCCUUUGUAUAGACAUUGGUAAAAAGAUUGAUAUUUCUUUAAAGAAGUCUGAUUCUAUAGCUGGCCUCCUGCUAAGCUGUAAUUACCCAUUUAUAAUUACCCAUUUUCAUAUUUUGUAAUACAAGAGACUUUUCUGUUUAAUCAGUUCUGAGUAAGCUGAGUACAGCCGUAUGUAGUUUAAAGGCCAUAUCACUCAUACCUAAGACACCUUUUCCUACUGAUAAUACAUGUCUCCCAUCAACCAUAUGGUUGUUUAAAACCGUAAGUUAUAUAUACCAGCUGACUCAGAUUUCCUAAGUACAAUGCAGACCUGAGCUAUACUGGCUUUACCUUUUGUGAGUGUCUAAACAAGAGAAAUUCAUAAGCUUUUUUUCCCUGUUGGAGUUAGUUUUUACUGUUUUAAAGGGACUGCUCAGACAGGGUCCUGUGUUCCUUCUUUAAUGGUCUCAGUCAGACCUUAAUCUCACAGUCCUAUCAGUGCAACUCUGGUUAUUUCUGAGGAGCUUUUCCUGCUUAACUCGAGCAAGAAUAAGGCUCAGAAAUGGCAUAACUGAAGAUUCUUAAAUAAUAAUAAUUAAAAAAAAAAAGCACACACAGGAGUCAAUUCUGCAAGUGCUAUUACUUACAUUGACAGAGCACGUACUCAGCAGAGGAGCCUUCAUCGUGACUCUGUGUGCAAGUAAAUGAUACCCAGCGUGAGCAGGCUGGGGAGGGGAAGGGGAGACAGAAAUGGGCUCUCUGCAAUUUUUAUCUCUUCCUAGCCUCAACCUACCUGCCUCUUCCUCUCACAGAGCUUAGUUAUUUGGGAUAAUUUAUUUACAGGAAAUGUUUAACAAGAUGUAUUUUCUUAUAGAGAUGUUAUUUCUUACAAAAAGCUUUGUAGCAGAAUAUAUUUGCAGCCUGUUGACUUUAAUGUAGAAAAAUGUAUAAUAAGAUUAACUAUAUUAAAUGUCCUUUCCUAUUCCUCCUUAAAUAUUUUACCCAUAUUUCUUACCUGCUACUUAGAAGUAAGUUUUUCCUGGAAGGAUAUGCACAUAUAUGGAAAGAAAAAAAAAUACUUUAGCUGUACAAGAAAAAGCAUAUGAUCCUACUUACU